Carassius carassius (crucian carp) is the source of this 1890-nucleotide messenger RNA. RefSeq names its product lysophosphatidic acid receptor 3-like. Gene Ontology annotation, molecular function: lysophosphatidic acid receptor activity. The record is from RefSeq and is a predicted model, not a curated record. NCBI's taxonomy places the organism in Eukaryota, Metazoa, Chordata, Actinopteri, Cypriniformes, Cyprinidae. The coding region runs from base 207 to 1280 and encodes 357 amino acids. The transcript has 3 exons. Gene Ontology annotation, biological process: G protein-coupled receptor signaling pathway. Gene Ontology annotation, cellular component: membrane.
CGAUUGAAAGCGGUGACCACGCCCUCAAUGACUAUCCCUCACGCUCUCCUCCCUAAAACUCUCGAGCUCAAACUUCUUCAGAUAACUUGACUCAGAGUUGCCUCGUGUUUGUGGUGUCAAGCCGGAUUUGCGCGAUACUUUGGACCACUAAUGGAGAGAGAACUGAGAACCUGACGAGUCUGUGACUGUGUGGUUUUUGUCUAAAGAUGGCCAGGUCUAACGUUUGCCACUAUGAUCAGUACAUGGACUUUUUCUACAACAACAGCAACAUAACCUCUGAUGACUGGGAGCAAACGCAGCUCAUCCUGGUUCAGGUCGUUGGGUCCAUCUGCUGUUGCUUCAUCCUAGUGGCCAAUGCCAUGAUUAUUGCGGCGGUGGUGACAAACAGAAGGUUUCACUACCCCUUCUACUAUCUCCUCGCCAACCUUGCCGCCUCAGACUUUCUCGCCGGGAUCGCUUAUGUGUAUCUCAUGUUCAAAACAGGGAAAAUAUCUCGCGAUCUCUCCGUUCAAGCCUACUUCUUUCGGCAGGGUUUGCUGGACACGAGUCUCUCCGCAUCUCUGAUAAACCUCCUGGUGAUCGCCCUCGAGCGCUACAUCUCCAUCAUGAACUGGAAGGUUCACAGUAACCUCAACAAACGUCGGGUGACCCUGUUGAUUGUCCUGGUGUGGGGUAUAUCGAUAUUCAUGGGGGCCGUUCCUAGUUUGGGCUGGAACUGUAUCUGCAGUCUGGACCUGUGCUCCAAACUGGCACCCAUCUUUAGCCGGAGCUACCUGAUCUUCUGGUCUGUGUCCAACCUAGUGCUCUUCCUCAUCAUGGUGGCUGUUUACUUAAGGAUUUACAUCUAUGUGAUGAGAAAGACUGUUGUCAUGAACACGCACACUUCUGCAGCUAUAAAUCGGAAGAGGACGCCGGUCAAGCUCAUCAAAACGGUGAUGACCGUACUCGGGGCGUUUGUGAUCUGUUGGACUCCUGGACUUGUGGUUCUGCUUCUGGACGGACUUAAGUGCGAACAGUGCAACGUCCUGAAAUUCAAACGCUGGCUGCUGCUCCUCGCCGUCCUCAACUCCGUCAUGAACCCGGUCAUCUACUCCUACAGAGACGAGGAAAUGUGGACCACCAUCAAGAACCUGAUGCGUUGCGAUCGCAGCGGGACGAGGCGGCAGAGGUCGUCCAAGGCCAACAUUCAGCGCAGCUCUGGUCGGGAGACGACCAGUAGCCUGAAAGAGAACACCGCAGAGGACAGCAAGGUCUCCACACAGGAGAUGCUGAAGUCUUGAAGGUGGGCCGGACUCGUUUUUGACUCGGUGAAGACCAUUUUUAUAACCCUGAUGUGCCAUUGCUCCUGAACUCUCCUGAGGUCUGCUCUCAGGGAGGAAAAGUUAGAGCAGAUCUCAAAAGGAGUUUGAUGACAGUACAAAGCAAUGCACUUCUAUUAGUGAUCGUCGCCCGCAUUAAUGCCUGCGUGCAGCAUGUCUGAGCAUGUGCACUACCCACCGCACCACACCUCCCACAGCAAUGCACUUGUAAAGUUUCACUUUAUCUCAUUAAUUCAGCUUCUGACCAUUUCUCAAGAUCCGAGACAUAUUCCAUUCGUAUACUGUUUUGUCGUAAAUCUGUGUAAAUCUCUUAAUAAUUUUCUAUGUAUACUGUACUGUUUAAAAUGAGUCUUCUGACUUUUGAAAAUCUAAAAAUGGAUGUAUCUAGUUUGUAGAUCAUAUGUAGACUUGAUGUAGAUAUCAAUGUAAGCAUUUGAGAGAUUUCAUAUGCAUUUCGUCGUCUUCAAGUGUGAGAACAGUUUUUAAUGUGUACUCUCGAAUAUUAGAUUUUAAAUAUUAUAAUUAUAAUUAUGCAAUACAUGAUUAAGUGGUCAAUAAUGCCCAUGUAAAU